Messenger RNA from Anarrhichthys ocellatus (wolf-eel), 3740 nucleotides. It is a transcript of the gene ntn1a, whose product is annotated as netrin 1a. Gene Ontology annotation, molecular function: protein binding. Bases 237 to 2060 code for a protein of 607 amino acids. The transcript has 7 exons. Gene Ontology annotation, cellular component: basement membrane. NCBI's taxonomy places the organism in Eukaryota, Metazoa, Chordata, Actinopteri, Perciformes, Anarhichadidae. The record is from RefSeq and is a predicted model, not a curated record. Gene Ontology annotation, biological process: animal organ morphogenesis; dendrite development; motor neuron axon guidance.
GUCUCAGUGAAGCACAAAAUGGAGGAUGAAGAAGUAUCUGUCUUUCCCCACCAGUAGCUGAAGUUCGUCCAGUUUGUUGCUGAGUGAGCGGACGUUGGAGAGAAAUAUGCCCGUCAGCGGUGAGCGAAAUCCACGUGUGCAAAGACGCACGAGCGCGCCGGCCCGUUGGCCUCUCCUACGGUGCUUCACUGCAUGAGAUAAGCCGGCAGAGACACUUGGGGACGGAGGGACCUACCAUGAUAAGGGCUGUGGACAUUGCGCUGACUGUGCUGCUCGCCGCGUCCCUGUCGUGCCGGAGCGCCCUCGGCGGCUACGGGGUGAGCCUGUUCGCGGCGCAGACCUCUCCCCCGGACCCUUGCUACGACGAGCACGGCAACCCGCGGCGCUGCAUCCCGGACUUCGUCAACUCCGCCUUCGGCAAGGAGGUGAAGGUGUCCAGCACCUGCGGCAAGGCGCCCGGUCGCUACUGCGUGGUGACGGCGGCGGAGAAAGGAGACGAGAGGACGAGGAACUGUCACACCUGCGACGCCUCAGACCCCAGGAAGUACCAUCCGCCGGCGUACCUGACGGACCUCAACAACCCGCACAACCUCACCUGCUGGCAGUCGGAGAACUUCGUCCAGUACCCGCAGAACGUCACGCUGACUCUGUCGCUCGGCAAGAAGUUCGAGGUCACCUACGUGAGCCUGCAGUUCUGCUCGCCGCGGCCCGAAUCCAUGGUCAUCUACAAGUCCAUGGACUACGGUAAAACCUGGGUGCCCUUUCAGUUCUACUCGACGCAGUGCAGGAAGAUGUACAACAAGCCGAACAGGGCCAUGAUCACGAAGCAGAACGAGCAGGAGGCGGUCUGCACGGACUCGCACACCGAUAUGUACCCGCUGACCGGCGGGCUCAUCGCCUUCAGCACGCUGGACGGCAGGCCGUCGGCGCACGACUUCGACAACUCCCCGGUGCUGCAGGACUGGGUGACGGCCACCGACAUCAAAGUCAUCUUCAGCCGGCUGCACACGUUCGGCGACGAGAACGAGGACGACUCGGAGCUGGCGAGGGACUCGUACUUCUACGCCGUGUCGGACCUGCAGGUCGGCGGGAGGUGCAAAUGUAACGGGCACGCGUCCCGGUGCGUAAAGGACCGGGACGGGAGUCUGGUGUGCGAGUGCAAGCACAACACCGCCGGGCCGGAGUGCGACAGGUGCAAGCCUUUCCACUACGACAGACCGUGGCAGAGAGCCACGGCCAGGGAGGCCAACGAGUGCGUCGCCUGCAACUGUAACCUCCACGCCCGGAGGUGCCGCUUCAACAUGGAACUGUACAAGCUGUCGGGGAGGAAGAGCGGAGGGGUCUGCCUCAACUGUCGCCACAACACCGCGGGGCGCCACUGCCACUACUGCAAGGAGGGCUACUACCGAGACCUGUCCAAACCCAUCUCACACAGGAAAGCCUGCAAAGCAUGUGAUUGCCAUCCCGUGGGCGCUGCUGGCAAAACCUGUAACCAAACCACAGGACAAUGUCCCUGUAAAGACGGCGUGACCGGUAUCACGUGCAACCGCUGCGCUAAAGGCUACCAGCAGAGCCGCUCACCCAUUGCCCCCUGCAUAAUAGAGAUUCCAGUUGCACCUCCUACAACCCCAUCCAGCAGCACAGAGGAGCCAUCAGACUGUGACUCUUACUGCAAAGCGUCUAAAGGCAAACUGAAGAUCAACAUGAAGAAGUACUGCAAGAAAGAUUACGCUGUCCAGGUGCACAUCCUGAAGGCGGACAAGGACGGCGAGUGGUGGAAGUUCACCGUCAACAUCAUCUCCGUCUACAAGCAGGGCGAGAGCCGCAUCCGCCGCGGCGACCAGUUCCUGUGGGUCCGGGCCAAGGACGUGGCCUGCAAGUGUCCCAAGAUCAAGCCCGGGAAGAAGUACCUGCUGCUGGGGAACGACGAGGACUCCCCCGGCCAGAGCGGAGUGGUGGCGGACAAAGGCAGCCUGGUUAUCCAGUGGAGGGACACGUGGGCACGCAGGCUCAGGAAGUUCCAGCAGCGCGAGAAGAAAGGCAAGUGCAAGAAGCCAUAAGCGGGAAAAAAAGAUGGAGAAGAUGCCGGAGAGGGAGAGGAAUUCAAGAGAAAAGCUGAGCGGGUGAUUAAAAAAAUGAUAAAAAUAAAAAAAAAAAGAGAGGCAGACGGAGGACCGAGGACAGACAAAAGACUGUUUAUGUCGCUGCUUUUUUCGUGUAGAAGCAUGAAGAGAAUUAUUUAGGAUGAUUUGUUUUUUUCUAGUGGACUUUUGCUGAAGGAGCUCACCUCGCAGAUUUGGCUUCAUGGUUUAUUUUACUUUGCCGAAUUUGCACCUAUUACCAGCAUAUAAAGUCAUUUGUGUUUGUUUUCCCUUUUUUUUUUAUCUCAGUAUGAAACCAUUAUAUUUUAUGUUUAAAUUUGUAUGGACAUUUCCUGCUGGUGCAAAAAUGAAAAAAAAAAAAACGCCACUUAAUAAUUACCACUGCAACUUUCUGCCUCUGCAUGGUUUUCUUGUUGUAUUCUUAGCGAAGAAGCGAGCUUGUUUCAUCAAAAGUCUUCACUGAUCUGAUUGAGGGGUAAUAAUAUUUCUCUGUUAAGAAUUGUGUCAUAAAAAAAACAAACUGUUUGUAAAGCCACAGAAAUGCAUUAUACAUUAGAUUCCCUUUCUCCCCGUUGUACAAAUUGAGGUACGUCUGCAACUCAAGAAACAAGAAAUCUGUAGUCCAAUUUUUUUUUUUUUUUGCUGUCAGUACUUUUACAAAUUCAGAACGUGCAAGUGACCGAAGAGGAACAAGGAUAAAACACAGUAUCGGCAUAUUUUUACUCCCCCCGUUGCCCCCUUCACAUUUCACUGGUUACAUGUUGGUGGUUCAGUAUUUGUACAAACCUGCAUGUGAAUGCAUCUCUUUUGAGACUGUAAUGUUCAAUUCACUACUUGGUGCUUUUACAUAAUGACCAGAGAUAUUCACAAAAUCAGGAGUUGUUCUUGGGUAAAAUAUUUUUUUUGUUUGUUUUAACUCAUUACAUGCGUUUAGUGACAAUAGGGACACAGUUUCCACAAUGUAGUUCAUUGUGCAAAGUGAAUGCAACAUUACAGUUGUGCCGAUGAAAGCGCUGCAUGUUGUCGGAUUAUACUGGGUAAAAUCUCAGAUUGAACUCGAUCGAUGCAGGAAGUAGAAAGCAAUGAGAACGGGCAUAAAGAAAGGAGAACAAUGCCCUUACCUCAUGCAGUGCAGACAUUAAUCCUAGGAAAAUAAAAACUGAAGUGCAAACUGCACCUUGGAAAAAAAAAGAAAAAGAAAAGUGAUCAACAAUUCUGGAUUCUGGAUUCUGAGUGCGGAUGAAAACCUUUACAGUCCAACACUCUCCUUUGCAAACACAAUGCACGACUGUACAUUCACUGUGCGACCAGUCAGACGCCGCAGUCUCCCAUUGGCCUGUCACUUUAAAUUCUCUUCACUUCGACACUUGCACAGGGAGGAACGGGGUGAAUUGCAAUCACUUGACGCCGCUUGAUUUCGAGCCACAUCGCUCGUGUGUGCAGUUGGGUUUGGAUCCCUCUGAGGAAUGCGUGGGUAAAAAAAACAGUGUGUCUGAAGUAUCAUAAACUGGAUUUCCUUUCAGUCCAUCCCAAAACAAAAUUGAGCAACAUUUUUUUAAUGUUGCCCAAAGUGUUUGUUGGAUCAGAAAAUCACAUUUAGCACCUUUUAAUCUGUUCCAAAGUAACUGUAAAAAAAAA